ACGUUAGAUCAGGUUUGGUUGAGAGGUCCCGGUCCUGAGCGCACCGCACCGCAGCACAAGCAGCGGCGUAAGAGGAAGAGCCAGUAAGCAAUUCUUCGGAAGAUGGAGCCUAGAGAUACAGAGUUCAACAUAUUGCUCGCUACAGACUCCUAUAAGGUGACACACUAUAAGCAGUAUCCUCCCAAUACAAGUAAGGUUUAUUCAUACUUUGAAUGUCGUGAAAAGAAGACUGAAGACUUGAAAGCUAGAAAAGUGAAAUAUGAGGAAACUGUAUUUUAUGGCUUGCAGUAUAUUCUGCAUAAAUACUUAAAAGGUAAAGUUGUGACAUCUGAAAAAAUACAGGAAGCAAAGGAAGUCUACAGAGAACAUUUCCAAGAUGAUGUUUUUAAUGAGAAGGGAUGGAACUACAUUUUAGAGAAAUAUGAUGGUCAUCUUCCCAUUGAAAUUAAAGCUGUCCCUGAGGGUAGUGUUAUUCCACGAGGCAAUGUACUCUUCACGGUUGAGAGCACUGACCCUGAGUGCUACUGGUUAACCAAUUGGGUUGAGACAAUACUUGUCCAGAUCUGGUACCCAAUUACAGUUGCUACUAAUUCUAGAGAACAGAAGAAAAUACUGGCAAAGUAUCUAAUGAAAACCUCUGGAAAUUUAAAUGGCCUUGAGUAUAAACUACAUGAUUUUGGAUACAGAGGAGUCUCAUCCCAAGAGACAGCGGGGAUUGGUGCAUCAGCUCAUUUGGUGAAUUUUAAAGGAACGGAUACUGUUGCUGGAAUUGGUGUAGUAAAGAAAUACUAUGGAACAAAGGACCCAGUUCCUGGAUUUUCUGUUCCAGCAGCAGAACACAGCACUAUAACUGCAUGGGGAAAGGAUCACGAAAAAGAUGCUUUUGAACACAUUGUGAAGCAGUUCUCUUCAGUACCAGUGUCAAUAGUCAGUGACAGUUAUGACAUUUACAAUGCAUGUGAAAAGAUUUGGGGUGAAGACUUGAGGAGUUUGAUUGUAAGCCGAAGUGCAGAUGCUCCUCUGGUUAUCAGACCUGACUCGGGAAACCCACUGGACACCGUGUUGAAGGUCCUGGAGAUCCUUGGAAGAAGGUUUCCACCAACCGAAAACAGUAAGGGGUAUAAGGUGUUACCCCCAUAUAUCCGAGUAAUCCAGGGAGAUGGUGUGGACAUUAAUACUUUGCAAGAGAUUGUUGAAGGCAUGCACAAACACAGUUGGAGUAUUGAGAACAUUGCCUUUGGAUCAGGAGGAGCUUUGUUACAGAAGUUAACUAGAGACCUUCUUAACUGCUCAUUCAAAUGCAGUUAUGUGGUCACCAAUGGUCGAGGGGUUAAUGUGUUUAAAGACCCGGUUGCAGAUCCAAACAAAAGAUCAAAAAAAGGACGUCUUUCAUUGCACAGAACGCAAAAUGGAGACUUUGUUACUCUUGAAGAGGGUAAAGGAGAUCUAGAGGAAUAUGGAGAGGAUCUGCUUCAUACAGUUUUUAAGAAUGGAAAAAUUCUUAAGACAUAUACAUUUGACGAAGUGAGAGAAAAUGCCAAAUUAAAAGAAACUGAAAUUGAAGAGCUACACCAGUGAAUCACAUUCCAAAUCUGUGUGUGUUUGUAUGUGUGUGCCUGUGUGAAUGUGUGGGGAGUGGAAGAAAUAGUCCUCGGAAAAUAGUGUUCGCCUACUCUGCCCUUUUCAGUUAAAAGCACAGUGCUUGGGAGUGUUUAAUAAUGGAAGACUCUAAGAAAAUUAUUAUUAAACAGUUGAAAAUCAGUGGUAUAGUACCAGUACCAGAGAGCUUUAUACAAUGAGAACAUAGUACAACUGACUGUGUACAGAUUUAUUUUGUUUUUAAAUUUUAGAAACUACUGAACUUUUAUUGUACAGUUGUAGAUGAAGUGAAAAAGAGCAAGACCAUAUUGCCAUAAGUUGAACUGAUGCAGUCUGUAUUGUAUAUAGAUCCAAAGGAAUUUCUGGCAAUAUGCGUAAAAAGAUAAAUAUUCAUUUAUGCAACUUUUUAAAAAAUCCAAACUUUGUUCCUCAGUAGACGGUACAACUACUGUUACAGUAAACGUUGGAGAAUGUUAAAGUAGUUUAUGCUGCACUAAAUACAUUACCCUAAAAUUAAUGCCUCCAAUUUUUUUUUGUAUAAAAGUGUCAUUUUUUCCAUCUGAUGUAUUUGUAAAGCUUCAAGAGCAUAAAGGUGAAAGGGAUAUUUAAAUGUAACUAAUAAUUCACUCAAUAUUUAUGCCACUGGUAAAAACGUUUUAGAACACCUCAGUUUUUCUUCAAAUGUUCUUCAGGGAGCAACUAAUGGGUUACAACCUACAGGUGUUCUGCUGGAAUUAAUGUAAAUUAAGCCUUGCAAUUUGAAGCAUACAGUUUGCACAGGUGUCCCAACUUCCGUUGAUUACUUUAAAACCCUCUUGUCUGUCUUCAAGCAGAGUUAGAACAGAUUGUGUUACUAAACCCUCUGAAGUACUACUUGGACAAUAUUCCAGUAAUAAUAGCAAGAAAACAGUAAUUAACAAAUAGAUAGAUAGAUACUUUAUUAAUCCCAAGGGGAAAUUCACACAUGAAAUGAUACCAAGCAUUAUUACCCUUAGAAGUGUAGGCCUUUCAUUUAGAGAAAUUGUUUAUAUUAAAAAAAAAUAAAAUAAAGAAAGUGUCAGUAAGUAUGGUGUCAUACUCAAUCCAAAGGCAAUCAGAAACUGAAAGAAACUCUGGUAGGAAGAAAUCUUAAAGACACAAAAUCACAACCUAAUCAGAAGACAAGUGUCUGAGGGUCACCAGCCUGCAUGAUAGAUGCCUCACAGCACAACAGCUUCCAAGCACAGAAAGUCUUCUGGACCGAUGACUCAAAAUUUGAAAUUCUGCAGGGUGUUUGUACAUCGUUGAGUUGGUGAAAGGAUGGUUGCUCAGUGUGUGACACCAACUGUCAAACAUGGAGGAGGAAGUGUGAUGGUCUGGGGUUCUUUUGCUGGAGGCCGAGUUGGUGACUUGCACAGAGUGACUUGCAUUCUGAAUAAAAAGGGUUACCACAGCACUUUGCAGCACCACACAAUACCUUUUGGUCUGUGUCUAGUAAAAGUAUACCUCCUGGCUAUGUUAUAAUUACGUUAAAAGAAAAAAAAAACCAAGAAGGUACACUUCAAAACAUGGAUUGGCCAGAACAGUUUCCAGACUUAAACCCCAUUGAGUUAGUUUGGGAUGGACUUGACUGGACAGAAGGGUGAAAGGAAAGCAACCUACAAGUGUAACACAUUUGUGGGAACUUCUGCAACAGUGUUGGGAAGAUCUUUUCUGACCAAUAUUUAUUUGAUUUCCUUUAUCGAAAGAAUGCCACAUGUGUGUUUGGCUGUUGUAUCAGCAAAAGGUGGCUACUCUGAAUUAAAAAUUUGAAUAAAAAAAUGUGCACACUUUAUGAUUCCUUGACUUAUUUUUUUCUUUAUUUACUAUUGUACAGUAUAUUUGUUCUAUGCCUUUAUGUCAUGAAACAUUGACUCUAAACUCAAUAACUUCAAUAAAACUGAAAAAACUGAAGUGUUCUAAAACUUUUGACUGGUAGUAUAUGUCAGGUCUGCAUUCACUUCCAAGUCAAAAACAAAAAUCAUGCAACUGGCCCUCUCUUUAAAAAUACAAACCUGGAUAGGUAGCAAUAAUUACUGCCUUGUUAAACUACAAAUGCAAUAUAUUAGACGCCGAAUGAAUGCCAUGAAGCCUCAGUGUGAAAUGGUUCGCGUCUGUCUUCUGCAGUCCAACCUUGUCUUAGUUUUUACCUCUUUUCUUCAUUUUGCCAGUACAGGAUAUUUGGGGAAAGCUCUGAUAUUAUAUUACUGUUUAAUCAACAGUAAAAUAAAACUGGAAACCACGAAUAAUUAUUUUGCCUAGAAUUUAUAUUUUAAAUAUUAAAAUAUUUUUCAUUAAAUGAAGAAACAUUGUUCGAAUCACUUCUGCAUUUUAAUGUUUGCUGUAGAUAUCUGUGUCCAAACUGCCGCCUUAAUAGGUAGUUUCCCUUAUGUAAGGGUAUAUGCUAUACAGAAUGAUACUUUUCUAGACUUAUAUAUAUAUAUAUAUAUAUUAUCACAGUACAGCUGAAACUAUUUUAUACCAAUGAAAAUUUAAUGUAAAUCCUAAGUUUCCUUAAAAUUGUGUUGUAUCUAGUCAGCAUCUGAGCUUCAAGUGAGUGUUCAGUAUAUUGAAUGAAUGCUGUUUCAAAAAAAUAUUUUUUGUAAUUUAAAAAGCUUGUAAAGAGUAAAGUUUUAUGUGUUGGUGUAUUGUUUUCAAAUCUAAAAUAUUUUUUUCAAACUUUUGUAUAACAUGCUGUGGCUAUAUCGUCAUUAAUAUUAAAGUGAACACCCUAUCUUUUUGUUUAAA
This is a messenger RNA of Erpetoichthys calabaricus (reedfish), 4365 nucleotides long. It is a transcript of the gene nampt1, whose product is annotated as nicotinamide phosphoribosyltransferase 1. Gene Ontology annotation, biological process: NAD+ biosynthetic process. The coding region runs from base 103 to 1578 and encodes 491 amino acids. NCBI's taxonomy places the organism in Eukaryota, Metazoa, Chordata, Cladistia, Polypteriformes, Polypteridae. The record is from RefSeq and is a predicted model, not a curated record. The transcript has 11 exons. Gene Ontology annotation, molecular function: nicotinamide phosphoribosyltransferase activity.